AGGGGGAAGAAGCGGAGGUGGAGGGGGAAGAGCCGCCGGCGGCCGCGAGAACAGCGGCGAGGAGAGGCGAGCCCCCCGCGCCGAUUCACACGGAGAACUGCUCUUGAGGAGAGAUCCAUUUGUUGGGAUGUAAUAAAAAAAAAAGAAUGAAUCAAGAUAAAACCUCUAAAUGCAAGUACCAGAACAAUUACAACACAUCUCAGUGAAUUUGCAGGUGGUUCAUCUUUCCUUGUGGGUUGGCAGGCAGUCAUAGGACUGCAAAAUGGGUCUCCGGAUUCACUUUGUUGUUGACCCACAUGGUUGGUGCUGCAUGGGUUUGAUUGUCUUUGUCUGGUUAUACAACUUUGUUUUAAUUCCCAAAAUUGUCCUCUUUCCUCACUAUGAAGAAGGACAUAUUCCAGGCAUAUUAAUAAUAAUAUUCUAUGGCAUUGCCAUAUUUUGUCUGGUUGCCUUAGUGAGGGCCUCAAUAACUGAUCCAGGAAGACUCCCUGAGAACCCAAAGAUCCCACAUGGAGAAAGGGAGUUCUGGGAAUUGUGUAACAAGUGUAAUUUGAUGAGACCAAAGCGCUCCCAUCACUGCAGCCGCUGUGGCCACUGUGUUAGGAGAAUGGAUCAUCACUGUCCAUGGAUUAACAAUUGUGUUGGUGAAGAUAAUCAUUGGCUUUUUCUGCAGUUGUGUUUCUACACUGAACUUCUUACUUGCUACGCACUGAUGUUUUCUUUCUUCCACUAUUAUUACUUUCUUCCACUAAAAAAGCGUAACUUGGACCUCUUUGUUGUUAGACAUGAAUUGGCCAUAAUGAGACUAGCUGCCUUUAUGGGCGUUACAAUGUUAGUUGGAAUAACUGGACUCUUUUAUACUCAACUAAUUGGCAUCAUCACAGAUACAACAUCUAUUGAAAAGAUGUCAAACUGUUGUGAAGAAAUAUCGAGGCCCCGAAAGCCAUGGCAGCAGACCUUCUCAGAAGUUUUUGGCACUCGUUGGAAGAUCCUGUGGUUUAUUCCUUUCAGGCAGAGGCAACCACUGCGAGUUCCCUACCACUUUGCCAAUCACGUCUAAACAGAUGGAUGGUGGGCACAGAUGGGUCCCCCAUGCUGGAAAUGCGUUACAGGUUUUCUGAUAAUAGAACUAUGACAGUCUUCAAGUCAAUUAAAAUCCACCCACCAAUCUUAGGCAUCAUAAUGUGCCCCAGGCUUUAUUUUAAUAGUGAUCUUGAUCCUGUUGUGGGACUAAUCCAUGAUCUAUAUUUAAGUUUUAAAGCAUGUUUACUUUCAAAUUAGCUUUCCACAGGGAUUUCUUUAAAUGCUUUUGUUAUUAAACUCAAAAGGCAGUGAUUGGGAUGAA
This is a messenger RNA of Balaenoptera ricei (Rice's whale), 1345 nucleotides long. It is a transcript of the gene ZDHHC21, whose product is annotated as zinc finger DHHC-type palmitoyltransferase 21. The record is from RefSeq and is a predicted model, not a curated record. Gene Ontology annotation, biological process: protein targeting to membrane; peptidyl-L-cysteine S-palmitoylation. Lineage: Eukaryota; Metazoa; Chordata; Mammalia; Artiodactyla; Balaenopteridae. Gene Ontology annotation, cellular component: endoplasmic reticulum; Golgi apparatus. The transcript is spliced from 9 exons. Gene Ontology annotation, molecular function: protein-cysteine S-palmitoyltransferase activity. The coding region runs from base 263 to 1060 and encodes 265 amino acids.